AUGAAUAACACGACAAUGAACUUCACCACAACUGGAGCUUCAACAAACUCCUCAUCUGAGAACAUUGAUUUACUAAAAAUUCCCCAAGCAUGCAUAUACAUCAUCAACCUCCUGUUUUGUCUUCCCGCACACUCUUAUGUGUUUUAUCUCAUCGUCACAGGAGCGGGAAGCGGAAUUGCAGCAGAGUUUUUUACCCUCAAUCUCUCUGUUUGUGAAAUUGGUAUCUGUGUGAAAAGUUUGAUUUUUGUACUUUCACUGUGGCUACCGAGUCUAUCAGUCGUUGAUGUGUUUUUAGUUGGAUUUUCCAUGACCGCUCGUCCUCUGUUUCAGUGUCUGAUCUGUGUCGAGCGUUACCUGGCUGUGGUUCAUCCUGUAACCUUUCUGAAGUUUAAACCUCUUAGAUACAGACUGAUGUGCUGCAUUGUUGUCUGGAUCAGUACUCUUGGAUUCUGUUGCUUUUGCAUGCUUACUAUAUACCGACUUCCAAUUGUCUAUGUAUGGUGUUCAUCAGUGCUGCUCAUCCUCUUCCUCUUCAUUCAGUUGUUUUGUUGUUUGGCUGUUCUCAGAGCUCUGAAGCAGUCAGGACCUGGAGAGAGAGGAAAAGAGAGAGUGGAGGAAAACCACAUGAAGAAAAAAGCGUUUUAUCUCAUUCUCAUAACUACUGUAACUACACUUUUCACAUAUGGUCCAUUUACCAUCACCGGAUUAUUUUACCUUGUGACAAACGCAAAUUUCAUGGCACCUUGGGUUUUAUCUUUGAGUUGUUUUUUGGUGGCUGCUUUUGUUCAUCCUUUUCUGUAUCUGCACCGUACUGGAAAAAUCUCCUGCCUGUGUUGCCCCAGAAAUCAGCUAUUGUGA
Messenger RNA from Paramisgurnus dabryanus, 858 nucleotides. The record is from RefSeq and is a predicted model, not a curated record. Lineage: Eukaryota; Metazoa; Chordata; Actinopteri; Cypriniformes; Cobitidae.